AUGGGGCUGGUACAGGGUUAUGAAAGUGAGAGUAGUGAUGAUGGCUCAUCUGUAGCUGUGCCUAAGAGAUCGUUAAAAACAUCAAAGGCUGAAUUGAAGUCCAAAAGACUUAGGAGGAACGGGAAAGGACCAUGGGCAAAAUGGCAAGGAUCUAGUGACGAUGAGAUCGAACAAUUAUCAAAGGAUUCAAAUGCUUCUAAUUCCUUAGAUUUAGGUGGUGAUGAGGAUGCAGUGGCAUCACAAUCACUUGAAAGAACGAAAUUUGUAGGCAGUACUGAAAAAGACUAUCUGGGAAGAUGCAUUUUACACCCCCCAGUAGAUAUUCCAUUAGAAUUCAAGAAAGAACCACUAUCAUUCAGGUGCUUCCUUCCGAAAACCAAGAUAGCAGAAUACUAUGGGCAUAAGAAUGGUACUACAUCAUUACGAUUCAUACCGAAAACAGGACAUCUCUUACUUUCAGGCGGUAACGACAACAUAAUAAAACUAUGGGACUUUUAUCAUGAGAGAGAACUAUUAAGAACGUAUGAAGGUCACUCUAUGACUAUAAAGGAUUUGAACUUUACAGAUAAUGGACAUUCUUUUGCCAGUGCAUCAUUUGAUAAAUGGGUUAAGAUCUGGAACACCGAAAAAGGUAUAAUUGAUAAAAGAUUGCGUUUCAACUCUGUACCGAACUGUAUUACAUUCCACCCAAAAGACAAGAACCAACUAGUGGUAGGAUUAUCCAACUCCGAAAUACGGCACUAUGACUUGAGGCUAUCAGAAAACCAUGGGGAAGUACAGAAAUAUGAUCAUCAUCAGGGUUCUAUUUUGGCACUAAAGUACUUCCCUGAUGGUAAGAAGUUAAUCUCGUCGUCAGAAGAUAAAACGGUCAGAAUUUGGGAGAACCGAAUCAAUAUUCCUAUUAAACAAAUCAGUGGCACAGCACAACAUUCUAUGCCAUGGAUCGAUAUUAAUCCACAGGGUCAGUCUUUCUGUACACAAAGUAUGGACAACACCAUCUAUACGUACUCAAUGUUACCAAAGUAUAAAAGACACCCAAACAAGACAUUCAAAGGUCAUAAUACUACAGGUUAUGGUAUUCAUUUUGCAUUUUCUCCUGAUGGCCAAUACAUUGCAUCUGGAGACUCUAAAGGUCAGACGUUCAUCUGGGAUUGGAAAACUACCAAAUUGUUAAAGAAAUUUAAGCCAUUUUCAAAUAACCUGCCAGUAACCUGUAUUGAAUGGAAUCCUCAAGAGACAAGUAAGUUAUGUUGCGCUGGUAAUACCGGAAAAAUUGCCAUUCUGGACUAA
This is a messenger RNA of Kluyveromyces lactis, 1290 nucleotides long. RefSeq names its product Cdc40p (gene CDC40). The record is from RefSeq and is a predicted model, not a curated record. Gene Ontology annotation, cellular component: catalytic step 2 spliceosome. Lineage: Eukaryota; Fungi; Ascomycota; Saccharomycetes; Saccharomycetales; Saccharomycetaceae. The transcript has a single exon. Gene Ontology annotation, biological process: mRNA splicing, via spliceosome. Bases 1 to 1290 code for a protein of 429 amino acids. Gene Ontology annotation, molecular function: protein binding; mRNA binding.